AUGUGCCGGCGGGCGCGGCUUGCGCAGCUUUCGCUGCUUCCGUUGCGCCUUGCGGUGCGAAGUCCGAGCUUCUUUUCGCGCCCCGCGGACACUUCCAGAAACUCCUGUGGCACUGGGGAGGGAGACCUGCGGCGGGAGACACCAGGAGACCCGAAGCGGCAUGCAAAGCAGGAGGCACAACUUCGAAAAGCCUUGUUCGCCCAACUUCGUCCAGAUGGAGGGAGCAAGUUCUGGAAAGACGUUUCAAAGCGGGCUGCAGUUGUCCAUGCAGCUGAGGAGCUCAGCAGGCACGGAUGGCUGCGCAGCACGAAGGACUUCACAGUGGUGGCCUCGUCGCUGAUCCGAGCAAGUCGGUGGUCGAGGGCCUUGGUGGCUUUGACAGAGGAGCUUCCUGACGCGUCGCUGCUUCCAGAUGCCGUGGCCUGGAAUGCCUGUGCGGCAGCUUGUGCCGCCGGGAGCCACUGGGUGGGUGCUCUGGCUCUCCUGGAGAGGGCGGCUGACAACUCUGUGCCCAUGCUUCGUGCUGCCAUGGACGCAUGCUUGAAGGCCAGCCUUUGGCAGACAGCGCUGCUGCUGCAACCAGACGGUGAUGUUGGAUGCUACGCUGCAGCUGCUCGGGCUUUCGGGCGGACAGCAAACUGGCAGAUGGCGCUUGUGCUUCUGCAGAAGUCGCCCUGCAAGACGUCGAAGAAGGAUGCAUCUCAGCUGCUGCGCGACGUGCUGGGCGUGAUGGCAAAAGCAGGCAAGUGGAAGCAUGCUUGUGGAGUGCUGACUGCCCACAUGGAUGCGGGACCAAAUUCAGAUCUGGUGGCCAAGUUUGAUAAUGCAGCUCUGAAUGCUGUGAUUGCAGCCUGCACGGAGGCUGCCAGGUGGGAAAAGGCGCUGGAAGUUCUCAAGGCAGGCCGUCCACUGAGGAUACAAACAGACGUGGUAAACCACAAUGCAGCUCUUGCAGCUUGCGCUCGAGCAGCCCAAUGGCGGAGUGCGUUGGAACUGCUCGCGGCGACGACGCUCGCAACAGGAGCGACGGCUGCGGAUGUUGCAAGCUUCAGCAUUGCAAUCACCGCGUGCGAGAAAGCCGGGCGGAGUCGAGAAGCCUCGCAGCUCAUGGAAGACAUGGCGAGCGCGGGUCUCCCGCUUGAUGCGAUCGCCUUCAGCGCCUGCAUCAGUGCAUGCGAGAAAUCCAACGAUUGGGCCAGAGCACUCUACCUCCUGACUGCAGCCCUCAGACAAGAGCAAGCUGAUUCCGUAAGCUGCAGUACCACGCUCAGUGCCUGUGAAAAGGCCUCGCGCUGGGAACUUGCCUUACAACUACUAUCUGGCCACUACCAUUGGGAGGUUGGUGCCGUUGGGAAUGGCGCAUUUCUGACAUCAUGCAGAAACAGCUCUCGUUGGAUGGAAGCCUUGGCUGUGGUUCGCACGAAACAGCGAUUAGAUGCCAUUGGCCUGACCAGUGCUCUAGGUGCAGCUGAGACAGCAGGUUAUAAUGGUGCCGUGUGCACACUUUUGAGAGACCUCCUGCACCAGACCAGCAUGCAAUUGCUUUUUGCCUGCAGAGUCGGGGGAGGUCCCGCAGCAAACCGAGCACAUGCCGCAUCGACAGGAGGCAUGGACGUCUUGGACAGCCAUGGACUUCUCCAUUUGGGUGGCUUGGUGGUGGCACGCGUGCGUGUACGACAGGCUGCCCUGAAGGAAUUCCAAGAGAAAGUUGCAGAGACCCCGGUGCUGCAGUCCCUCUGUGACUUAGGCAGACCAUGUUCAAGAGAUGCCAUGGAGGAGCUGAAGCUCCCUACCCAGCUCAGCCGAUGGCAAGUGGGCGCACGAGAUGUUCUGGCUGAGGUGCUAUUGAAUGCCUCGCCGAACUUGCAGCCCCUGCCGGUUCAAGCGUCUGCCCAACGAAUAGCGGCCUGGACCUCGCUUGAGGUUUCAGGACGCACUUGGCACCUAGCUGGUGCUCCGGAUGUAGUUUUUGGAGCACGAAGGUGA
Symbiodinium sp. CCMP2592 is the source of this 1986-nucleotide messenger RNA. The record is from the annotation of a GenBank genome assembly. NCBI's taxonomy places the organism in Eukaryota, Dinophyceae, Suessiales, Symbiodiniaceae.